UAAUAACAGAAACAACAGGCGGACGAGUUUUGUAGAAAGCCCAACAAAACAAAUAGAAGCAUCUGCAACUCAAGAGCAAAUACCCGGUUUGUUUGUAUCCGAGUCCAAUGAACUCACAAAGAAUCUCGGCUUGGGUUUUUGGAUCGUCUAAUUUCAAGCUCAUCGCUGCCUGUGAAUCUGCCCGAUCGAUCAUCCGCUAGAGGAACUUUCAGACAGACAAUCAUGGAGGGAGAGGACUCUCGUUUAGUGGAGAAAACAGAAGAGAGAACCAGCGCUACCACCACAUCCGACGCGUCUGCCUCUGCUGAUGGCGAUUCUGACGGCGAGCAAGCGUCUUCUUCCGCUUCGACCUCGACCCUUUUCAUGGAUAACGUCGGUGAAGUGGUUCUCACACUCGGUUCUGAUGGGUUGUCGUGGAAAUUCCCGGAUUCCGAUUAUAAGGAUUUAUCUUCUUGCUUUGGGAUCAAAUUGGGCGGCGACGUUGUCACUGAGAUCAAAUUCUCAGAGAUAUAUGGGGUGGAGUUGAUCAGCUAUGGCGUAAUUCGCGGUUCUAAUCACCCGAACAUAGGGAAGCUCAUAUCACUCCAUGGGCAUGUCGACACGCAGAUGUAUCGCUUCACGGUGCAUGGUAUUAAGAAGUCGCAGCACUCUCAACUUUGUCUGGCAACAUACACUUUCGGCCACAAGGAUUCAGAGAUCUGCCACAUGUGGACUGAUUGGAUCGACGCUUCUCUGAAAAUGGAAGUUGACAGACCAAAGAAUCUUCUGACUUUAUUUCUUAUUGACUAGGUUUUCGUUAAUCCAAGGAGUGGGAAAAAACAUGGUUGCAGAACGUGGGAAAAUGUGGCUCCGGUAUUUUCGCGUGCUAAAGUAGCUACAAAGGUGAUUGUGACAGAGAGGGCAGGACAGGCUUUUGAUGCCAUGAUUUCUAGCUCAAAUGAGGAGCUACGUUCAUAUGAUGGUGUCAUAAUUGUUGGUGGUGAUGGCUUCUUCAAUGAAGUCCUUAAUGGAUUUCUACUUUUUAGGCUUAGAGCUCCUCAUCCACCAUCUCCUUCAGACAUCCUUCACUUGACUAGGAGUAAUGGCCCUGUUUUAGGCCAUGAUACACGAGAGGCCACAUCUGAAACUCCUGAAACUGAAGCUGCGUCUCCCCUUCUUUCAUCCUCUUCAACUCAUAAAGCCAUUGGGUUGGCAAAUUCCAGUACCGAAAAUGACUCAGGCUACACAGAUGAAGAGCUCGACUUUCCAUUUCCUCGUGAACACUUGAGAUUCGGAAUUAUUCCAGCUGGUUCUACAGAUGCCAUUGUGAUGUGCACUACUGGAACUCGAGAUCCUAUAACCUCUGCCCUGCAAAUUGUCCUCGGAAAAAGAAUCUCUCUUGAUAUAGCUCAAGUAGUGAGGUGGAAGACAACAUUUACAGCGGAUGUCGAUCCUUGUGUACGCUAUGCAGCUUCUUUUGCUGGGUAUGGAUUUUAUGGAGAUGUCAUUACUGAGAGUGAAAACUACCGCUGGAUGGGCCCCAAGCGCUAUGAUUAUGCUGGAACUAAAGUGUUCUUGAGACACAGGUCUUAUGAAGCAGAAGUAGCAUACUUCGAAUCAGAGUCAGAAAACCCGGAAUCGCCAGUUGAGAGAGGUAGUAAUCCGUGCAGCAGCUGGAUGAAAUCAAUGUGUUGCUCGGAGAAACCCCAAAGAGUCAUUUGUCGUGCGAAUUGUGGGGUAUGUAGUAAUUCCAAGCCAGUCCAUAUGUCCAAAACAAGACAGCGUUUAACGCCCUAUUCAUGGCGUGGAGGGGGAGUAGGAGGACGGUGGCAGAAAUGUGCGGGACGAUUUCUCAGCGUUGGUGCCGCCAUAAUAUCAAACAGAAACGAAAAGGCACCCGACGGUCUGGUUGCUGAGGCCCACUUAUCAGACGGCUUCUUGCAUCUCCUGUUGAUCAAAGACUGCCCACGUGCUCUAUACCUAUGGCACCUUACUCAGCUUGCAAAGAAAGGCGGCGAGCCCCUCAACUUCAGUUUCGUAGAACACCACAAGACACCUGCUUUCACGUUCACUUCCAUGGGGAAGGAGAGUGUUUGGAACCUGGACGGCGAGCCUUUCCCAGCGCACCAGCUGUCGGCACAAGUGUUCAGAGGCCUUAUCAGCCUCUUUGCGUCUGGCCCUCCUGUUUAGUAAAAAAAGAAAAGCAAUAGGCAGGCAACGAACUUGCUUAUUAUCCAUGAAGGAUAUGGUUCAUCAGCAUCAUCAUUUCGUAAUCUAUGUUUCCGUUUUGCUAAUCGUUCCAUUCCGAUAAACUGAACUGCCCUCUCCACGAAGUUAACAGCAGCUAGGAAAACUGGAUGAAACAAUACUGUUGGGUUAGCAUUUUGUUUGGAAUGUAAUUCAGUUAAGAGUUUGAAUAAUAGCCAUUUCUCAGAAGAAUCACUGUUCAGGGUAGACUUGAGAUACAAGAAAGCCGGUGGAAGCUGGCUCUGUCAAAUCCCUUGUAGACACAACCAGGCCCAACCACGAUAAUGGAGUUUACGUAGAAACAGGGGCACCUUCAUUAAUGGCGCUACCACUAUUGUAAAUAACAGUAAAUUGAUUCUAUUAUUAAACCACAUUAAGGAAGUUUUACGCAAUACUAUUCCAUAAAUUACAUAAAACUUAUGCAGGGAUAAUUAUUUCAUACGUAUCAAUUAAACAAAACUUACUACAUAAGUAUUUUCGUAUU
Molecule: messenger RNA, 2710 nt
Organism: Linum tenue
Lineage: Eukaryota; Viridiplantae; Streptophyta; Magnoliopsida; Malpighiales; Linaceae
Source: the annotation of a GenBank genome assembly